GGUUGACAUCUUGGUAGUUGGUCACUGUUAUUCAAGCUACUCGGAAUGUACGAUUCACACUGAGGUGAAGAGGAGCGGGCUAAAGAUUAAGUUUGGGACUCGAUCGGAGGGUGCGGGCUAGCAGCGACAGAAAUAUGGCUCUCAUGAUGGGGCUUCUGUCGGCGGCUGCCUCGCCUGUACGGUUUAGUAUAAGGUCGUUGGGACGCUACUCCAUGGUCACAACUCGGUGUCUGACAGCUCGAGGGUAUAGUGUCACUAAAGUCAACAGAAUCGCAUCGAAUUACUCCAGACCCUUAGCAUACUAUGCUAAUAUCCACCUGAACCACCGACUCCAAUACUCUGAGUCUCCUAAAAGUGAAAAUCCGAAAGAGUCAGAGCCUUCCAGCAGUGGUGGAGGUCGCUCAGGAGAUGGAGGCGGUAGUGGAGGUGGAGGUGGGAGAAGAGGAGGGAAGAAAGACUGGUGGAGCCGAAUCCAAAAGGGAGAUUUCCCAUGGGAUGAGAAGGACUUCCAGUACAUAGCACUUGGUGCAGCUGGAGUCUCUGCCACCAUGCUCUAUUUAUAUUUUAGAGACAGAGGGAAGGAGAUCACCUGGAAAGAUUUUGUCCAUCGGUAUCUGGACAGAGGAUUGGUGGACCGUUUGGAGGUGGUCAACAAGCAGUAUGUGCGAGUUAUCUUAGUUCCCAGAGCAGACGCUGGAGAUGGGAGUUACGUAUGGUUCAACAUUGGCAGUGUGGACACAUUUGAAAGGAACCUUGAGACGGCUCAGCAGGAGCUUGGACUGGAGCCUUCCCGCAGGGUAGCGGUGGUCUACAGCUCUGAGAGUGAUGGGUCCUUUCUCAUGAGCAUCAUUCCUACGUUGCUUUUGAUUGGCUUCCUGCUCUUCACUCUUCGACGGGGUCCAAUGGCAGGAGGAGGAGGCGGUGGAAGGGGUGGGCUGUUCAGCAUGAGCCAAUCCAAUGCCAAAAUGAUGAAGGACAAUAUUGAAGUAAAGUUCAAGGAUGUGGCAGGCUGUGAAGAGGCCAAGUUGGAGAUCCUUGAGUUUGUGAACUUCCUGAAAAACCCUCAGCAAUACAAGGAUCUAGGGGCCAAAAUCCCAAAGGGUGCAGUGCUGUCUGGCCCGCCCGGCACUGGGAAGACUCUGCUGGCCAAAGCCACGGCAGGGGAGGCCAACGUCCCCUUCAUCACAGUCAACGGCUCGGAGUUCCUGGAGAUGUUUGUGGGUGUUGGGCCAGCCAGGGUGAGGGACAUGUUUGCCAUGGCUCGGAAGAACGCCCCCUGCAUCCUCUUCAUUGAUGAGAUUGAUGCGGUCGGCAGGAAGAGAGGUGGUGGGAACUUUGGUGGGCAGAGUGAGCAGGAGAACACCCUCAACCAGCUGCUAGUGGAGAUGGAUGGUUUCAACACCAGCACCAACGUGGUGGUCCUCGCGGGGACCAACAGACCAGACAUCCUGGACCCUGCACUGAUGAGGCCUGGCAGAUUUGACAGGCAGAUUUAUAUUGGUCCACCUGACAUCAAGGGCCGGGCGUCCAUCUUCAAGGUUCACCUGAGGCCUCUGAAACUAGACCCCAGCAUGGACAAGGAUGCGCUGGCUCGGAGGAUGGCAGCAUCCACUCCCGGAUUUACAGGAGCUGAUAUCGCCAACGUUUGUAAUGAAGCUGCUUUAAUCGCUGCCCGGUAUCUGAAUGAGUCUGUCAAUGCAAAGCACUUUGAGCAGGCUAUCGACAGGGUGAUAGGAGGUCUGGAGAAGAAAACUCAGGUCUUGCAGCCCACAGAGAAGAAGACCGUGGCGUACCACGAGGCCGGCCAUGCCAUAGUGGGCUGGUUCCUGGAACAUGCUGACCCCUUGCUGAAGGUGUCCAUCAUUCCCAGGGGAAAGGGUUUGGGUUACGCACAGUACCUGCCCAAGGAGCAGUACCUGUACACGCGCGAGCAGCUGUUCGACAGGAUGUGCAUGAUGCUGGGAGGGCGCGUGGCGGAGCAGGUGUUCUUUGGACGCAUCACCACGGGAGCUCAAGACGACCUAAAGAAGGUCACGCAGUCCGCCUACGCUCAGAUAGUGCAGUUUGGCAUGAGUGACAAGGUGGGCCAGGUGUCGUUUGACCUGCCUCGGCAGGGGGAGAUGGUCAUGGAGAAGCCGUACAGCGAGGCCACGGCGGAGCUCAUCGACCAGGAGGUGCGCGAGCUGGUGGACCGGGCCUACCAGCGCACCAUGGAGCUCGUCCUGGACAAGAAGGACCUGGUGGAGAUGGUGGGGAAGAGGCUGUUGGAGAAGGAGGUCCUGGAUAAGGCCGACAUGCUGGAGCUGCUGGGUGCGCGGCCGUUCGAGGAGCGCUCCACCUACGAGGAGUUUGUGGAGGGCACGGGCAGCUUCGAAGAGGACACCAGCCUGCCCGAGGGCCUGAAGGACUGGAACAAGGAGCGCAGCGACGUCGCUGAGGAGGAGCCCAGCAAGGAGAAGCAAGUGGCCUAACGGCCAGGAGCCACCAUCCCCCAGCGGCCUGCCUGCCUCCGGGGGUACUCUGGGCUGCUCAGCUGAACAAUGCAGGGCUUUGGAUGGCCAAAUCUUUGCCCCUUUGUGUAUUUAAAUGCAAAUGUAGUUUUGAUUUUACAGGUUUCAAAGCAAAAGACAUCUUCCGAGGCCUUAACAGCAGUGAUUUGGUGCUCUGUGUGAUGCUGUAGGCAAUUUGGUACCUGUGUGUUGUUUUCCCAGUUUUAGCCGAUGGUACAGGCUAAUGUACAGAAUUGAGAGGGUGAUGGCACUGUAAAGUAAGACACGUAGAUUCAAUUGACAGUUAAGACAACUAUAUAGAUAAGUACCUUAUUUAUUAAUAUGUGAGUGUGGUAUACCAAACCAAUUUUGUAUAAACCGCUGCUUAUAAAACUAUGAAGCGAAACUUUUAUCCACACAGUCCAUGGAGGCAAAAGUCUUUAGAAGUCUUUCAGUGGUAGACACACCAACACCUCUACUGUAAUUGGAUUCAAAUGUGUAAAUUCAAUUCUGGAGGAAUCCUCUGGGCAUGAUCCUAACUAGCGCGGUUGCCUUCCUCGGCUUGGCAAAAACAGUGUUACGAGGGCGAGCUACUGUAUCUCGUACUUCAAAGCCUGGUUGGGAGGUACAGCAACUACCUCCAGUGCCUGGGGUGGAGGUGAGACACAAGGAGUUCAACAUGUCCAUCUUUCAACUCUGCCCUCCCCUCUUUUCACCUCUUCUUUUAACUUGCUUUUGUGAUGAUGUUAAUGGGAACAUUCCCUCUUUCUAGUGUCAGCACAUUUUGUUGGAAUAAGCAGAGAAACCAGGUUGGCGGUAAUGGAUUCCUCCCUCCCCCUCACUCCUUCAGUCCUUCCCCUCCCUUCCUCCCUCUCUCUCUCUCUCUCUCUCUCUCUCUCUCUCUCUCUCUCUCUCUCUCUCUCUCUCUCUCUCUCUCUCUCUCUCUCUCUCCCUUUCCGUUUCUCUCUCACUGAGGAGGCGGAGGGAUCCCGGCCCAGCACACAAGUAGGCCACAAACUGGCACCGUCAUCCAUCACCGCCCUCACCCCACGAGCCCUGGUGCUCCUCGACCAGCCACCAAACACCCCCCCCCCCCCCCAACCCCCCCCCUCUACGUUUCAGGGGCGCUGUUCAAGCUUAGCGCCUGACAGCAAGAGUCAUGCUCAAAAUAGCCCAAACGUUGUACUCUCAACACAGCAGCAGCAAGUAGGUUUUCAGAUGGUGGUAGCAUUUCCACAUUUCCCUUAUAAACAGUGUCAGCAGAAAAGUGUUCAGGGGGCUGCCUGGCUAACGUGUGCCUGGAAGUGAUUUGUCUGCAGCUAGCUUCAGUGCCUCCACACACAGACUAGUGCUAACUCUGUCUCCUCAUGCACACUUUAUGAGAGCAUACCUCACCGGCAGAUAUUGAGGUGGAUAUUUACAGAUGGAUUGUUACUUUGAAGUGAGAAUGACUGAGUAUAUCAGGAUGGCAGUACCUUACCAGUGGCUGUUGAAAGCAGUGCAUAUUCCCGGUGUGCUGCAUUGGAUGUUCUCCCCACAAGGUCUUUUUCAAUUCCACUGGAAUGGCUUGGGCGAAAUGUCGGCAAAUUUGGCAGCUCGCUCACUCUCAUUUUAAAAAGUCUAGGAUGUUGUUUUUGUUGACCAAAAAUGAAGCUAUUUUAUAUCACGAAAUCAAUGUAACUCUGGAGGUAUAUGAUUAAAGAAGGUGUUUCUCCACAUCCCCAUGCAUUCUACACAUCAUAUUUGUCCCCAGUAGCCUUGUUUCAGUGUCCACAUUAUUUAGGUCAGAAAAUGAAAUUGCCUUGUCAAUGAUAUGUUUAGAAUUAUCUGUUGUAGACUUGGCUGCAUUUUCUUUAAUAUUUGACACAUCUGCAUACUUCACUUCUAUCUCUGAUUGUGGAAAUCAUUUGUAGUAUCACCACUGAAGAUGCCUAAUAACUUCACAUUCAAUGAACAUUUGUAAAUAUGUUUGCAUAGAUGGUUUAAUGUGUACAUUUGCUUUAUACAAGGAAAUGCUGAAAAACCUCCCUGUAAGUCAAAUUUCCUCAUCAUAGGAGCACAAACAAGAUGGUCCGCCUGGCGGCUUAAGCAAACAAAUGGUGUUGAUGUAUACAAAACACAUACCAGUAUUUGGUGAACAAAUAAACAUUUCAAAGUACCAUUCAAA
Alosa sapidissima (American shad) is the source of this 4656-nucleotide messenger RNA. RefSeq names its product AFG3-like AAA ATPase 1 (gene afg3l1). NCBI's taxonomy places the organism in Eukaryota, Metazoa, Chordata, Actinopteri, Clupeiformes, Clupeidae. Gene Ontology annotation, biological process: mitochondrial protein processing; protein-containing complex assembly. Gene Ontology annotation, molecular function: ATP hydrolysis activity; ATP-dependent peptidase activity; metalloendopeptidase activity. Gene Ontology annotation, cellular component: m-AAA complex; membrane. The record is from RefSeq and is a predicted model, not a curated record. The transcript is spliced from 16 exons. Bases 135 to 2471 code for a protein of 778 amino acids.